Molecule: messenger RNA, 928 nt
Organism: Bipolaris sorokiniana ND90Pr
Lineage: Eukaryota; Fungi; Ascomycota; Dothideomycetes; Pleosporales; Pleosporaceae
Exons: 1
Coding region: 107-820 (237 amino acids)
Source: RefSeq, a predicted model, not a curated record
AUAAACCUCCUCAAAAGCCGUUCAGCCUAAAAUACUCUUGAUCCAUCUUAAGAUCCCCCAAAUACUCCCUCCCCAAUAUGCUCUUCCCUCUACCACCUCACUCAAAAUGACCACCUCAACCCCGCCCCCCCUCCCCAUGCUCAUCUUCACAAAAACAACCUCCUACCGCCACACCUCCAUCCCCUCUGGCAUCACCCUCUUCCAGCGCCUCACAACCCACCACCCACACAUCUCCCUAACCACAACCGAAGACUCCAGCUUCUUCACUCCCGAAACCCUCUCCCACUACCGCGCCAUCGUCCUACUGCAAACCCUCGGUCCAGCCCUGCUUUCCGCCGAUCAACUCUCCGCAUUCAGAGACUGGGUGCAGCGCGGUGGCGGCGUGGUAGCUAUCCACGGUGCAGCGGCGGGGAUGCCAGAGGAUGCGUGGUGGGAGAAGCUUAUCGGAGCGAAGUUUCAUUCGCAUCCAGAUCCAGAAAUCGGGUCGCUAGUCGUGGAUUCCGACAAGGCGGACAAGCAUUUUGUACUGAGUGGGUGUGGGGGCAGGCAAAGGUGGAAGGACGAGUGGUAUAAUUUCCACGAGCAUCCGAGGGAGAAUGGGGGGUUGGAGGUUUUGCUGAGGGGGGAUACGAAGACGUUUGGUGGAGGGAUGCACGGGGAGGAUCAUCCGUUGGUGUGGUGUCAGGAGUUUAAAGGGGGGAGGGUGUUUUUUACGGCGUUGGGGCAUUUUGAUGAGGCGUACGAGGAUGAGUGGUUUAGUGGGAUGGUGGAGAGGGGGCUGUUUUGGGUUGCGAGGCGGGAAGGGGAUUUGAAGAAGUAAGGGCAUUGAGGGAAGCAUGCAAUGAGGAUUUAUUGUUUGCUUUCAUAGGACCAUACCGGUCGAAUUUUACACCCAGAUUCAAAAGACGCAUACAUACGCUUUCAAGAA